Cyclopterus lumpus (lumpfish) is the source of this 954-nucleotide messenger RNA. RefSeq names its product retinol dehydrogenase 8-like. Gene Ontology annotation, cellular component: cytoplasm. The coding region runs from base 1 to 954 and encodes 317 amino acids. Gene Ontology annotation, molecular function: estradiol 17-beta-dehydrogenase [NAD(P)+] activity. Lineage: Eukaryota; Metazoa; Chordata; Actinopteri; Perciformes; Cyclopteridae. The record is from RefSeq and is a predicted model, not a curated record. The transcript has 6 exons. Gene Ontology annotation, biological process: estrogen biosynthetic process.
AUGGCGAGUCCCGGGCAGAAACUGGUGCUGAUCACCGGCUGCUCCUCCGGUAUCGGCCUGAGGAUGGCCGUGAUGCUGGCCACGGAUGAGCAGAAGCGUUACCACGUCGUGGCAACGAUGCGCGACCUGAAGCGUAAAGAUAAACUGGUGGAGGCUGCAGGGGACGCGUACGGGAAAACUCUGUCUCUGGCCGUGCUGGACGUCUGCAACGACGAGUCCGUCCAACAGUGUAUCAGCGGCAUCAAAGACCGACAUGUGGACGUCCUCAUCAACAACGCGGGUAUCGGCCUCGUGGGUCCGAUAGAGAGCAUCCCCAUCGAGGAGAUGAAGAAAGUGUUCGAGACCAAUUUCUUCGGGGUGAUCCGCAUGAUCAAGGAGGUGAUGCCGGACAUGAAGAGGAGGAAAGGGGGACACAUCAUCGUGGUCAGCAGCGUGAUGGGACUGCAAGGCGUGGUGUUCAACGACGUGUACGCGGCCUCCAAGUUCGCCAUGGAGGGCUUCUGCGAGAGUCUGGUGGUGCAGCUCUUGAAGUUCAAUGUCACGUUGUCAAUGAUUGAGCCGGGCCCGGUGCACACUGAAUUUGAGUCGAAGAUGAUCCAGGAUGUGAAGCAGAAGGAGUAUCCUGGAGCCGAUCCCGAUACGGUGCAUUACUUCAAGAACGUCUAUCUCCCUUCUUCCGUGGACAUCUUCGAGACGCUCGGACAAACGCCCGAUGACAUCGCCAGAUGCACAAAGAAGGUGAUCGAAGCCAGCAGUCCGCGUUUCCGUAAUCUGACCAACCCGUUGUACACGCCCAUCGUAGCGCUGAAGUACGCUGACGAGACCGGAGGCCUGUCUGUCCACGCCUUCUACCACAUGCUCUUCAACCUGGGGCCCCUGAUGCACGUCAGCAUGACGGCCAUGAAGUACCUCACCUGUGGGUGUCUGAGGAGCCGGACAGUCUCACCAAACUAG